Durio zibethinus is the source of this 2255-nucleotide messenger RNA. NCBI's taxonomy places the organism in Eukaryota, Viridiplantae, Streptophyta, Magnoliopsida, Malvales, Malvaceae. The record is from RefSeq and is a predicted model, not a curated record.
UUUGCGAUACCUUUGACCCUAAACUAAAAACAAAAAGAAAAGCGAGUCCAUCAAUGCCAAAACAAGACAUCCCUACCGACCGACCCUGCCUGAUCUUUACGAGAAAAAGUGCAUAGCCUUGAAAGCUUUUUCAGUUUCUCAGCUUCCGACUCCCUCAACUUCACAGCUCACAUACUCGGCCUCCCUCCCUGCCUUCGCUAAAAGAAUCUCUCAGAAAUUGAACAACUUUUAGCUUUCUUCUUUUAAAUAUGGGAGGAAAUGGAAAGCACAGAUGGAAAAUUUCAUUUUCCAGUCGUUCCAAUUCUUCAUCACCAAAGCAUCCAAAUAUCCAACCUCCACCCGAAUUCCUCUGCCCAAUUUCUGGGUCUUUAAUGUUCGACCCCGUUGUAAUCCCCUCCGGUCAAUCCUUCGAUCGAAUUUCCAUCCAAGUCUGCCGUGACCUCGGCUUCACCCCAACUCUUCCCGACGGCUCUACCCCCGACUUCUCCGCCGUUAUUCCAAACCUUGCCGUCAAAUCCACCAUCCUUACCUGGUGGCGCGACCACCAAAACCUAGACCCUGCCCCACCUGAUUACACCUCUGUCGAGAAAAUCGUCCGUACCAAGAUUCAAGAGCAAGGUCCUUCCACACUUUCUUCGGGUCCCGAUUUUCGGGUCUCCGAAAGGGAACUCCUGAAAGCUGUUGCUCAAAACCCACCCGUUUUAUUCUCACACGCGGCCACCGAAAUAGGUCCACGUGUCAACAAUACUUUCUGCUCCACCCCGUCGUCUUCCGAUGAAUCCGUUAUCGUAACCGCCGGUAGUCCCCACACGCCGUUACCACUCGCCACCCGCCCCGCGUGUUUCUCAACUCCCGGCUCUUCAUUUUCUUCCAUUGAAAUCAUCGAAUCUGAAACUCCAAACCCUAAUUCCCAUUCUUGUUCUUCGCCGGAGGAACAAGAGCUGUUCUUUAAACUUAAAAGUUCCGACGUGUUCGAGCAAGAAACAGGUUUGAUUUCGUUAAGGAAAAUCACGAGGACUAAAGAAGAAGCUAGGAUUUCUCUUUGUUCUCCUUGGCUACUCUCUGCCCUCCGACCUUUGAUCAUUUCCAAAUACAGCGUUGUUCAAACCAACGCCAUAGCUUCGCUUGUUAAUCUUUCAUUGGAGAAAUCGAACAAGGUCGUGAUCGUACGGUCAGGAUUUGUUCCUCUUUUGAUUGGUGCAUUGAAGGCGGGAUCCACUGAGGCGCAGGAGCAUGCUACCGGUGCGCUUUUCAGUUUAGCUUUAGAAGAUGAAAAUAAGAUGGCGAUUGGGGUUUUAGGGGCGUUGCAACCGUUGCUUCACGCGCUGAGAUCGGACUCCGAGCUUACUCGGCAUGAUUCGGCACUCUCUCUUUACCAUCUUUCUUUGAUUCAGUCAAACCGAGUUAAAUUAGUUAAACUUGGCGCCGUUUCGACUCUGUUAUCGAUGGUGAAGUCGGGGGAUUCGGCGAGUCGGGUGCUCCUUGUACUGUGUAAUUUAGCUGCGUGCACGGAGGGUAAGUCGGCGAUGCUGGACGCCAAUGCGGUAGCGAUAUUGGUGGGAAUGUUGAGGAAAAGGGAGUUGGUAUCCGAGGCGACUCGGGAGAACUGCGUUGCCGCGUUGUUUGCACUGAGUCACGGCAGCUUGAGGUUCAAGGGGCUGGCAAAAGAAGCGAGAGCCGUGGAGGUUUUACGGGAAGUGGAAGAGAGAGGGAGCGAAAGGGCCAAAGAAAAAGCGAAAAGGAUUUUGCUGAUGAUGAGAGGAAGAGAGGAGGAGGAAGAUGAGGAGAUUGAUCGGGAAGGAGGAGCUUUGGAAUCGGGUGGACUCAGGCGGACUCGGUACCGAGUUAGAGACGCCUUUGGUGCAAAUUCUACUAAUUUCUAGUUCUUGACAUUUCGUGGGUUGUAUAAAUGUAAUUAAUGAUGAUUUUAUUUUUAUUUUUUGAACAUUGGAGGAAACUUAAAUUACUCGUGUGAGAAAAAGGUUUUUCAUUUUUGUUCAUGAUUUGGGAUGUGAUGUGUACAUGUAAAUUUCUGUCGGGGUUUUAGAUUUUGGUAAAAUCUAUAGAAAAAUCAAUUUUAUGUGGGGGGUUUCAUUUUUUUUUUUUUUUUUUGUGCUUGCUGUGUUUUGUUUUUCCCCUUAAAUCUCUACAUUUUUUUGGUACCUAAAAAUUUAGCAUGCGGAUAGAUUUUCUCAUUAGUAUAUAAAAGUUUAAGGUGAGAAGAUUUUAUUUCAAAUAGUAUGAAAUAUAUAUCU